GUAUCGCCGCCUGUAGGUGCCUGAUUACCGUGGGAUGGGCUUUAUCGCCGUCGCCAAAGAAACCUCCACUGGGUGCAUGGUGGAGUGGCGGACCGGGACCUGGGCGCGGGACAGAACGGAAUAAACUUCGGUUAAAGAAAUAAAAAAUAAAAAAAUGCGUCGGCUGUCCCUCGGAAGCGGGUUUCAGACUCGUUGCUGAAGCGCUGGGGGUCGUUUUUUUCCCCCAUCGAGAGAAGCGCAGAGGAAUGCUGAGGAAGGAAAACCCCCGGUCGUACCGAGAGUUCAACGACGACGACGACGACGAUGAAGGCAAGGGACGGUCUCCGGAGUUUUUCGACCACGCCACGGAAGACCUGGAGCGCGAGGACCCAAACGGCAGCAUCUCACAAGACGAUGACACCAGGGAGAGCAAUCCGUCGAUGAGAUUUAGUAAAACCUGCCUGAAGAACGUCUUCACGGUGGUGCUCAUCUUCAUCUACCUGCUGCUGACCGCGGUGGCGGCGUUCCUGGCCUACCAGACUAUCUCGGACUUUUUGGACAAACUCAACCACCCUGUCAUGUCUGUCACCUACAAGGAGGUGGACUCGUUUUCUCCCCCUGGCAUCGCUCUGUAUCCUGGCAAAGCGCAGCUGCUGAGCUGCAGACAUCACUUCCAUGACUACAUCCCACCUUUGGUGGACCCAGGCAGGCCUCAAGAAGGGGACUGUAUGAUCAACGAUGUGGCUUACAUUGGGCCAUUUGCAAAUCAGACAGAGAAAAGAGCUCUGGUGGUCCGCGGCCCUUCCGAUGUCAGGAACAGAGAGUUGAUCUUCAUGCAGUUCAGUCAUAAUGAAACAGAAGAGGACUUCAGUGCCAUCACUUACAUGCUUUUUGCCAAUUUUAGCGACUUGACCAACAGUGCAAAUAAAUCAGAGUUCAUGAGGGACUGCGAGAGGAAUUACUCCACGUGGACCUUCUCUGGAGGAUUCAGAACCUGGGUCAAGAUGUCCUUAGUGAGGACGUCUGGGAAAAACAGUGAAUCUGUGGAGUUUCGGCAGGAGUCCACUGUGGUGAAAUUCAAUGAUAAAAGACCCGAGUUGGAGCAAAGCAAUGAGCUUUUCUUUGCCGUUUUCGAAUGGCGGGAUCCUUUUAUGCAAGAAAUCAGACUGAUAGUGACUGCAAAUCCCUGGAACUCUGUAGCCAUCCUCUGUGGGGUCUUCAUGGCGCUCUUCAAGGCUGCUAAUUUUGCCAAGCUCACUAUUCAGUGGAUUAUCAAGAUGCGCAAGAGGCAUCUGAGGAAUAAAGCGCGGGAACUGAACCAAAUCAACUGAAGCACUGAUGAAACAAUCUUUCGAGAUCCAUAUGAUUCAACUUCUGCAACUUCAGGAACCUUGCUCACAGAAUUUGUUUUAUAGACGGUAUUGACUCCAUUGUAGUGGUUUAACAGAGGGUGAUAUGUUCUAGCCGAAUAUUACUGCUAGAUCAAUCGUUUCCUAUUAUUUCCUAAAAAUUGACAGUUUUUAAAUUCAAAGGUUUUUUUAGUUCUUGCAUUCAAAAAAAAAAAAAAGAGGUAUUUCCUCAUCUAUGGAAAUACAGCCUUGUAUGCGCAUACAAGCAAAUGUUGGGAAAGUUUGUGAGUCAGGGUGUCUAAGGAAACUGAAGGCCAGUGAAAAGAGUAAAUGUGAACUUUGGUCAAAAUGUUGCUGGAUUAUGGAUUGGUUCUCGGGUUGAUAAUGUGAUUUUAAAGGGAAUAUUGUUGUCUUUUAUUUGUGUGUCUUGCUUUUUCAAAGCAACGCUGAGUAAUAUCCUGUCUAUGUCGCAAAGCGUUAUCGUGGAAAUGUAGCUAAACAGAGUUUAUACUGACACUGACCACUUGAUACUAGUAAACUCUAAAGGGAUUAGAAAAACUACUUUUAUCUUCUGUCAGAAUGAUCUGCUGUUCAUUUUUGUAGAGUUGGAGCCAAACAUGUCCUGGAUGAAUUUGUGUCCAAAUACUGAUGUUUUUAUUUGAAAUUUAAUUAUGUGUCGUAAGAACAUAUCAGUGUUAAGUAACGUUUUUAAAAUUGACUUGAAUUAUUGUCUGAAUUGUGCUGUUGUUCGCCAUUGUGUCUGACACACUAUGUUUU
Molecule: messenger RNA, 2105 nt
Organism: Xiphias gladius (swordfish)
Lineage: Eukaryota; Metazoa; Chordata; Actinopteri; Istiophoriformes; Xiphiidae
Gene: pacc1
Product: proton activated chloride channel 1
Exons: 8
Coding region: 246-1310 (354 amino acids)
Source: RefSeq, a predicted model, not a curated record